Messenger RNA from Pleuronectes platessa (European plaice), 4932 nucleotides. It is a transcript of the gene stim1a, whose product is annotated as stromal interaction molecule 1a. Gene Ontology annotation, biological process: activation of store-operated calcium channel activity; store-operated calcium entry; intracellular calcium ion homeostasis. Gene Ontology annotation, cellular component: endoplasmic reticulum; plasma membrane. Gene Ontology annotation, molecular function: calcium channel regulator activity; calcium ion binding; protein binding. The coding region runs from base 321 to 2789 and encodes 822 amino acids. The record is from RefSeq and is a predicted model, not a curated record. NCBI's taxonomy places the organism in Eukaryota, Metazoa, Chordata, Actinopteri, Pleuronectiformes, Pleuronectidae. The transcript is spliced from 14 exons.
CUGCUUUUCUCCUUCUUCUGACGUUAGCAUGUUUAGCUAGCCUAGCUUAAAACUCUCCGCUUUAUGACGACACUUGACAGGGCUCGCGACUAGCUAAAAAAACAUCACCGGUCGGCUAACGGUAACACGUCUGCGGUGAAUGGAAGUCGACGGUGACAUAAAUUAGCAGUUAGGAAAAACAAACAGGAGGAGUUCAUGUGAAUGUUUUCUUUUUUUUGGGGAUGUUUCACCUCAAAUCCCUAGUUAGCCGAGACGUUAGCUAGCUAGCUAGCUGGCUGACUGGCUGGCUAGCUGGGGCUUGUCAGCUCGCACCACCAGUCAUGGAGUUCAACACAUGCGUGUCCUUGUGGAUAUUUUGCCUGUGCCUCGCUGGAGAAAGUUGGAGUGAGAAGACGAGCUCGCCCUCGUCGGACAGUCCAGGUGAAAGUGGGGUUCCAGAUUUUUGUCGCAUCGAUGACUCACUGUGCAAGGAUGAGAACGCCCUUCUCAACUUUGAGGCUAUCCGUAGUAUCCACAAGCAGAUGGACGAUGACGCAAACGGCAAUGUAGACGUGUCGGAGACGGACGGCUUCCUGAGAGAAGAUCUUAACUAUCAUGACCCAAAGGCCAAGCAUAACACCUUCCAUGGGGAUGACCAGUUCAUCAGUGUGGAGGACUUGUGGAAUGCGUGGAAGGGCUCUGAAGUAUAUAACUGGACAGUGGACGAGGUGGUUGAGUGGCUCAUCACAUAUGUGGAGCUGCCACAAUACGUGGAAGCAUUUCGCAAGAUGAGUUUUAAUGGCAGCGCCAUGUCAAGGCUUGCCGUGAAGAACACCACGCUGACUCUCUCCAUUCUCAAGAUAUUGGAUCGCAGCCACGUGCAAAAGUUGCAGCUGAAAGCCCUGGACACUGUACUCUUUGGAGCUCCAAUGAUGAAUAGACAUAACCACCUGAAGGACUUCAUGCUGGUAGUGUCAAUUGUCAUAGGCAUGGGUGGUUGCUGGUUUGCCUACAUCCAGAAACGCUACUCCAAGGACCACAUGAAGAAGAUGAUGACCGACCUGGAGGGCCUGCAGAGAGCUGAGCAGAGUCUGCAUGACCUGCAACAGAAGCUGCAGAUCGCCCAGGAAGAGCACCGCACGGUGGAGGUGGAGAAGGUGACCCUGGAGCAGAAGCUGAGGGAUGAGAUCAACGCAGCCAAGCAGGAGGCCCAUCGACUGCGAGAGCUGCGUGAGGGCACGGAGAACGAACUGAGUCGCCAGAAGUACGCAGAAGAAGAGCUGGACCAGGUGCGUAUGGCGUUGAAGAAAGCUGAGAAGGAGCUGGAGUCACGGAGCAGCUGGUCGCCGCCGGAUUCUCUCCAGAAGUGGCUGCAGCUCACCCAUGAGGUGGAAGUGCAGUACUACAACAUCAAGAAGCAAAACGCUGAACGCUCGCUCCUGAUUGCCAAAGAAGGGGCAGAGAAGAUAAAGAAAAAGAGGAACACUCUCUUCGGGACUUUCCAUGUGGCUCACAGCUCCUCCCUGGAUGACGUGGACCACAAAAUACUGUCAGCAAAACAAGCCCUGGGUGAGGUGACGGCUGCGUUGCGGGAGAGGCUUCAUCGUUGGCAGCAGAUAGAGAUGCUCACCGGCUUCACCAUCGUCAACAACCCAGGCCUUCCUUCCCUGGCCUCCGCCCUCAACCUCGACUCCACCUUUUCGGGCGGCAGAGCCACGCCUCAGCACUUCAUCAUGUCCGACGACAUGGACGACAUGGACGAGGACAUGGUGCCCGGAACUCUGCAAUGCCGAACUACAGACGGCACCCGGCUGUUGGAACGGCGAGCCAGUGAACUGUGGUCCAUUGGUUCAGACUCUCAGCCCGUGUGGAAACAUCCUGCUCCCAGUAUGAUGUCCCUGCGCCAACGCUACAUUGACCCCCAGCUGGCCAUGGGCUCCCAGAGGUUGGUAGAGAGUUGUCUGUCGCCAGGGCAGCAGGGCGAGGGAUCCCCAUACCCAUCCCGGUCUCGGGCCGCCCUCAGACAAGCUCGUAGCCAGUCGUUUGGGCAGCUCGACUGCCUCCCUCUGCCCCCUCUGUCCUCGGCCGUGUCUCAUCCCUCUAUCAUCUGUACCAGCAUCCCAAGCCCCCAGUCCCUGUCCUCCUUCUCUUCCUCCUGUUUACCCAGCUCUGUGGGUGGUUGCGUAGCCCCUCAUUCCUCCCAUUUAUAUCACGCCUCUUUCCAGCCCAUGGACCCCAUUCCUGAUUUCACCUUCUCAGAUGUCUCCAAAGCUCACUCCUCGUGCGGCGACGGCCUCGGGGACCUGAACCGCUCCGACUCUGAAUCCUCCCUGUCACUCUCCCAAGUCGGGGAUCGGCUGUCAGCCUACAGCUCCAAAGGCCACCUGAUCAAGCCCACUUCUCUCAUGCACGGCCUGUCCGGUCGCUCGGAGGACGCCCUCUCACUGCACGCUCACACCCCGAACGGAGGGAACCGCGUCCACGAGCUCAGUCCCGUCGAGCUCGCCUCCGACAGCCCGGUUCUCGUGAAGAAGGUGUACAGCAUGGAGGAGUCCCCCAGCCUGGGAGAGAUCAACAGUCUGUCAGAGUCGUCCCGCUCCUUCAGCCCCAACUCCACCGAACCGGACACACCGUCACCUACAGGAGGGCAACUGGGGGCCGUGGGGCCAAAGGUUAACAGCCGCAUCCCGCAGCUGUCCUCCAAGAAGAGCCCCCUGGAGGAGGACAGCGGCUCAACGGGAGAAGAAACAGAUUCCACUGCCAGCCGCAAGAAACACACCUUCAAGAUCUUCAAGAAGCAGAGGAAAUAAGGGCUACAUGAACUGCAGGCUGUCAGAGCUGUCGGACUGAAUUCCUCUGGUCGGUUCUUGGGGAGAAGAAAUAGGUUUUGGAAGUUUUUGUGGUUCAUUGAUGGUGAAACGUCUUCACCAGUUGUUGCCGUUGCAUCUUUGUGUAGGUACGACACCUACUGUGAGAAACUGUGGGAGCAAGCAGCUGUUGAGUUUAAUCUGCUUCUUUGGUCAAUGUUGGUUAUGCGGGGAUUGGGUAGAUUUGUACAUUGGAAUGUAAAGUAUUAUUUAUUCUGCAGGAACUUGUGCCAGUCUCAAAGAAAAACUGGUUUCCCAGUAGGUUUUUCUUUCUUGUUCUACAAUCUAUAACAUUUUGCAUGUCUUCACUUUUGUUUGAUUGAUACUCGAAUGCUCUUAGUGUUUGCUUGGUUCUCGUCGUCAAUCCGCUUUGAUCCUCGAUGUUUCCUUUAUUGCGACCUAACCACCUUACCUACGAAUCCAAAGUGAAUGCUCACUCCUUUAUUUCCACUGAGUACUUUGUUCUUAUUGACGGUUACAACUUAUCCUGUCUUUUGUUGUUGUCUUCUUGGAAGAGCCAGCGGCUCAUUCAGCUUUCUGUUACGGCCGGUGUGUGGUCUCACACGUCUCGGACUAGAAUAUAUUCUCACAUUUCUCUUUAGGCUGUCAGAAAAAGUGUUAAGUGUCGUUAGGAUUAACAUCAGUGUAUUAAUAACCUGCAGCUCUUGGAUCGCACCCAAGAGCAGGACAUCGUUGUCCACAAGAGAAAGUUGGACGAGACGUUAAUCUCCCUGCACUGUUACAAAAGGAUCGUUUUGCAGGGUUGGGAAAUGCUUUGCUGAAAUGUCAAGGUUCACCCCUGAUAGUUGUCUGAUUCUCCGACUUCUGUGUACGUACUAUUCAGUGUUUGAGUUUCCUGGUUCAAAUGACGAGCUUGGAUGUAGGUAUCCUUUUGUCCCUGGGCAGAAAUGUUACCAAUUUUUUUUUUAACUGAAUUACCAAAAGGUUAAACAGAAAAUCUACCAAUAAAAAACAAGAACUUUAUUAAAGACCUUAACACAAAAUACUUGAAGCAUAUUUUUAGCCACAACUAUUAAAAACAAAAGAAGCAAUUUUGUGUGUGUUUUUAGGAUAAUCUUUAAAUUGAAUUUGAAUCCAACAUUUCCCUUUGAAUUUAGAGUUUAGAAUUUUUUUUGUUACUCUGUUUUGUUGAAUCUGGUUUAUUGAUUAUUCAGGUGGAUGAUUUAGGGGGGGGGGGCGCUGGUAAGGGCUAAAUUACAAAGCAUAAUAAGAUUUGCUCUGUAUGUGAUAGAAAUUCUCACGUGGUAUCUCUGUGAUCCACCUUCUCCAGUGCAGACGAUCAAUCACGUCGAUGUGCCAAAUCUCUCUCUGUCAGAGGCCUUGUAUUUUGCAUUGUGUCGGGCCACGCCCCCUUUACACAGAACACAUGACGGUGUCCCCCCGCGGACGCUAUGUUUACAUUUGUUACAGGGACAAUUCUGCUUCUCAGAUUAGGGCAGCGUGAGGAAACAUUGUGCCGGUUUGAUAUCGACAGCUUCUUGUAUACGAGCACAGAAACUAUGCAUCAGUAGUCGUAGGUGAGUUACUUCAGUAGUGCGGACACCGGUAGACUUAGGGUGCUCCCGAUCAACCAACUACCAAAAAGUGCUGCAGAAAACAGUCGGCCUUCCCCAGCCUCACAAUGUAACGUGGUUUGGAUGUACAAGACGAAAUAUUUUAUUUAAAGAAACCAUGUAAAAAGAAAAAUAAUCAAUUUCCUAAUGGUACUUUUUUUAAAGGUGUCGAUUGAAGCCUAUUUUGCACGACAGCUGUAAAUGGAUUAUACCAUCUGAAUGUGUGUGUGUGAGUGAGUUAGUGUGUGUCCGUCUGCACCCAGUACACUGCACCGUAUUGUUGAUGCAUGUCAACUGCUAUAACUAAACCUAUAUUGGGUUAGAAGAGUGGAUCAGCUUAGGCUCUUUACUUCCCACCACACUUUCCGUUUCUCUGUCUUCAUCUUGAGCUUCUAUUUAUGGAAACAUACAUGGUAUAUUUGUACAGAGAACAUGAUCAUUUUGCAUCUUCUGUGAUGGUCUCGACUUUUAUGGAACUUCUGCAUGACAGCAAUAAACUAUUUUGAAUGAAA